Molecule: messenger RNA, 1476 nt
Organism: Spirometra erinaceieuropaei
Lineage: Eukaryota; Metazoa; Platyhelminthes; Cestoda; Diphyllobothriidea; Diphyllobothriidae
Source: the annotation of a GenBank genome assembly
AUGGUUUCCUUUGAUGUCACGUCCCUUUUUACUUCUAUCCCGCAGGACCUGGCAGUCGAGACAAUCGAACUACUCCUACGAGAGAAGUACGACGAAACGGAGAAUCGCCUCGGACACGCCCAAAUCAUCCAGCUCCUGAAGUUCUGUCUCAAGACGUACUUUACGUUCGACGGAACAAUCUACGAGCAGGUGAAGGGAACGCCGAUGGGUUCGCCGAUUUCGGGACUCAUAGCCGAGGCGGUCCUACAACGGCUGGAGUCGCUGGUUUUCCGACACCACAGACCGAAAUUUUGGGCUCGGUAUGUGGAUGACACCUUCGUCGUCAUCGAACGGGAUCAGGCGCUGACUUUCAAAGAACAACUCAACGCCGUCUUCCCGGACAUUCAAUUUACGAUGGAGGAGGAGGAAAACAAUCAGCUGGCCUUCCUGGAUGUCCUCGUCUGCCGCAAAGAUUGUGGUGGCCUAAAAACCAAAGUGUUCAGGAAAGCGACAAAUACGACACAAAUACUGAACUUCAAUAGCAACCACCCGAUCAGUCACAAACGUAGUUGCGUUAGGGCGCUAUACCGGCGUGUUGAGACGCACUGCAGUGAAAUGGAAGACAAGGUUGCUGAAUCACAAUAUCUUCGACGGGUAAUGAGAGCCAAUGGCUACCCGCGCAACUUUGUCAACCAGUGCAUACGAAAAGGACACCAGAGACCAAAUCCAACUAGCCCCAAAUUUUGGCGGGCUCUUCCGUACGUGAAGAACGUCUCGGAAGCCGUCAGUCGUCUUCUCACUCCACUUGGAGUUGGGGUUGCACACAGGCCGGAAGCAACCAUUAGGCGUCAACUCAUGAGGCCAGAAGACCCCCUGCUCCGGCAGGAAACGUCUGGAGUCGUUUACCGGAUCUGGUGUAGUUGCGGACAAAGCAAUUAUGUCGGAGAAACUGGGAGAUUACUCCGUACGCGACUUGCCGAGCACGCAACAGCAGUGAGGCGGGGAGACGCUAACUCUCAGGUGGCGGCACACUCGACGGGACCUGGACAUAUUUUCAAAUUUCAAGAGGCCGAAAUCCUCGCAAGGGGUGACAACCGCGUGAGCCGCGAGCAAAUCGAGUCAUGGUUCUCAGGUCUGCAAUCCAUCAACAAACACAAUGACCUCCCGGUGCCCUAUUCCGUAUUGCGAUUUUCCCUGGGCAGGAGAAUCAGUCACGUGGGGAGGGCGCGGGUGAGCAAUUAUCACGGUGACAGUGAGCCAGUUUGCCGAGCAAUCGUCACACCAGCAUCGAGCACGGAUGACGAAAUCGCGGCGAUUAACAACUCGGACUCGGACCGCCAAGCCACCGCCGCAUCAAUUACGACCCCAGCGGUGAUUGUGAGAACUGUUAAUUGCAGUGCGCAUACGGUCCCACGGCAGCCACGUGCUAUAAAUACUGCACUCCUGGUGCCACCUUCACCUCUAUCUGCGAAUGUCUCUGAUGAUGGAUUCGAGUGA